This is a messenger RNA of Pundamilia nyererei, 663 nucleotides long. RefSeq names its product interleukin-6-like. Gene Ontology annotation, molecular function: cytokine activity; interleukin-6 receptor binding. The transcript is spliced from 5 exons. The record is from RefSeq and is a predicted model, not a curated record. NCBI's taxonomy places the organism in Eukaryota, Metazoa, Chordata, Actinopteri, Cichliformes, Cichlidae. Gene Ontology annotation, biological process: cell differentiation; immune response. Gene Ontology annotation, cellular component: extracellular region. Bases 1 to 663 code for a protein of 220 amino acids.
AUGCCCUCUAUAUUCAAUGUGCACGUUCUCUCUGCGGUGAUGCUGGCCGCUCUGCUUCUCUGCGCUUCCAGCGCUCCGAUUGAAGACGGAAGUGUGGCAGGUGACUUCUCAGGUGAGGAGACGGAGGAGGCGGAGAUGUCCACUGUCAAGCCUUUUAAUAUAUGGAGGUCACACUUUGACUCAACUCAAGAAUACGAGAAAGCGUUUGAGCACCAUUUCCAGACUCUGGAGAAUCGCGAUCAAGCUUUGGACUCCCACACCCCCGCCUCUAUCCCGAAGCACUGCAAUAUUACCAAGUUCAGAAAGGAGACUUGUCUCCAGACGCUGGCCAAGGGUCUGCUCAUCUAUUCGGUUUUACUCAAGCACGUAGAGAAGGAGUACCGCGGCAGUUUGAACUUCUCCGACGCUCCGUCAAACAUCGGCACUCUGAUCGACCUGGCCGGCAUGGUCAAAGGAAAGAUGAAAAACAGCAAUCAAGUCACACCGCUGACCAGCAGUGAGGAGGAGCAGCUUCUCAAGGAGGUCAACAGCCCAGAUCCUUACCACAGCAAGUUGAACGCCUACAGCAUCCUGAGAGCCCUCAAAGCCUUCCUGAGUGAGGGGAAAAGAGCUGUUUGUAGAAUGGAAAAGCAACUGAACCAAUCAGCAGAUACCAGUUGUUAA